This is a messenger RNA of Haplochromis burtoni (Burton's mouthbrooder), 3298 nucleotides long. It is a transcript of the gene pnpla4, whose product is annotated as patatin-like phospholipase domain containing 4. The record is from RefSeq and is a predicted model, not a curated record. Gene Ontology annotation, biological process: lipid homeostasis; triglyceride catabolic process. The coding region runs from base 44 to 817 and encodes 257 amino acids. Gene Ontology annotation, molecular function: retinyl-palmitate esterase activity; triacylglycerol lipase activity. NCBI's taxonomy places the organism in Eukaryota, Metazoa, Chordata, Actinopteri, Cichliformes, Cichlidae. The transcript is spliced from 8 exons. Gene Ontology annotation, cellular component: membrane; cytoplasm; lipid droplet.
UGUGUUGACAGUGGUGGUUUCAGCAUUAACCGCGUUAUAGGAAAUGUGCUUUCGUCACUUUUUGUGUGUGUUUUCAGCGAGCUUUGCUUUUCUGUCCUGUUAUACGAUCACGACGGUGUUAAUGAUGACGGUCCUGAAUCUGUCCUUUGCUGCGUGUGGUUUCCUGGGGAUCUAUCACUUGGGUGCCAUGGAGGCCUUUCUCCGGCAUGGGCACAAGCUGCUGGGCUCCCUCGGGGCCUGUGCAGGUGCUUCUGCUGGGGCACUGGUGGCUGCUGUAAUGGUCACAGCUCCUGAAAAGUUGGAGCACUGCAAAGACUUCACCUACAGGUUUGCUGACGGCGUGAGGCAGCAGCGGUUUGGGGCCGUCACACCAGGAUACAACUUUAUGCUCACACUCCGGGAGGGGAUAGAAGAGAUUCUCCCCACAGAGGCUCACAGUCUGGCCACUGACCGCCUCUACGUCUCAAUAACACACUCAGAAAGUGGCACGAACCACAGCGUGUCGACGUUUACGUCCAGGGAGGAGCUCAUAAAGGUCCUGUUAGCCAGCUGCUUUGUCCCAGUCUAUGCUGGACUCAAACCAGUAGAGCUCAGAGGAAAGCACAUAACAGGUCCUCUUCAGAUGUGCUCUUACUGCUGGAAACCAGUGGAAACCCUGUUCCUUUGGUUCAGAAAUGGAUUGAUGGAGGAUUCACUGACAGCCUGCCGAUCCUGCCUGUGGGACGAACCAUCACGGUGUCACCCUUUGCUGGACGGCAGGAUGUGUGUCCGAUCCACAGGGGGCGGUUCAAAACUCAACUCAGCUUGGCCAACAUGAACAUAAUGCUUUCCGUGGAGAACCUCAAACGUCUGAAUCAGGCUCUGUUCCCUCCGUCCGCCGGCGCCAUGCGUUCGUUAUGUGAAGAAGGUUUCACGGACGCCGUGAGGUUCUUAAAGAGAGAGGGCUGGAUGGGCUGAGCGUCACACAUGGACAAACGGAGCGUGUGAAGCCUGGAGUGUCGUUUACCAAGAAGGAAUAAACAUUUUCUGUAUUUAUACGUACUUCCUGGGUGAUUUUACUCACCCAGGAAACAGACACAUGCUAGAAAAGUAGCUGCACCGAUGUUUGCAUGCAGUGAUGUUGAAGUGAUUCAGCCUUUGACUUGGUGCAUGUUUGGAAAGAUGUAACAUUGUGGGCUUCACUCAGAUUACUUUGGUCACACAGGCGUCCUCUCUGUGACACAUGUGAACCUGGACUUUUAUCUUAGUUUCUUUUCUUUUGACUUGAAGCAAAGUGAAAAAUAUCGGAUAUCCGUGACCCGCUUCACAGAAAGGUUUGUGCCGCCCUCGUGGAUGCCGGCGGCUCCCCCAGGACACGAGGCAGCACGAGUCUUUGAAGGGUUGGAUGUUUGUGCAGGUUUGACUGCUGCUGGGUCACCGUUUGAUUUCCUUCAGGAGCGACUUGGCGUGUGCGAGGCAGCAGUUACACACAUGCAGCAGACUGCAGAGGACAGGCUGGGAUCAGGAUAUUCCAGGAACCCUCAGUGGCAUUUCCAUCUUUUCUAUACAGUCUUUUUGGUGAACAGCAGUGUGAAGGCUGCGAUGGGGCUGUCGGUGCUGCUGAUCUUUAAAACCAGGAACUCCAUGUGUUCUGUUUUUUCAUGUCCUUUAAAUGCUGUUUGUUGUAAAAUGAGUGAUUUGAACGAGUAAACAAAGGAAUGUCAAAUAAUAAUGUUCUUGUCGUCGCUGUCAUUAUUCUCUCAGACCCGAGCCGGCUGUUGGGAUGUCUUCGCUCCCUUAUCGUCUCUUAUGUAGCACGUCUGUUCUGACAUGAUGCCGUAUGAAAUCCAUCAUAGAUACUGUGCAUACUGACGAAAGUGACAGGGAGCGCCGCAGCUUCAUUUUAGGCUCAAGACGUGCAGAAGUCCACCCAGGGAUGUGCAUCAUGAAGAGUCCUGAGUAGUACAGAACCUGAAUGUUGUAUCGUAGUCAGUUAAACAUUAUUAGUAACAGAGAUCUGUGAAGAUCUGCUGCAAACACAGAGGUCAUCCUACUGUCAUCAGUCAACUUUUAUUCUUACCUUUAACAACAAAGUCUUCAACACUAAUGUCAACAGACAAACAUGACCUGAGUGACCAGGACAGGCUUGAGUUUGUGUUUGAGUUCUUACUGAAACGAUUCAGGAUUGUUUUGCAUUUUAAACUUGUAACAUCUAAAUUUGAUUUACACACACAAACACACACACGUAUCCCACUUGUGCGUAUUGUGUUAUUAUGUAAGCUCACCUGCUGCUUGUGGUAAUAAGGCUCAUUUAAAGCUUCCGCCUGCGGCAAAGAAACCCCAGCUUGUGUUUUUCUCCCUAAUGUUGAGUCUCGUAAUGAACUACAGUAGGGGACUGCUGUGUGGACGGAGGCCAGCUGAAGCAGCUCAUUUGUUAGUGUAAUUAUUCAGCUGCUGACUUCAGUGUAUGGGACUGAAAAGCUGUUGUUCACACCUGCAAUGUGUUAUUUGUGUGAUAAGCCGUUCAGAUCCACUGGAAAGCAGAGAAUGCUUUUCAGCUCCUGGAAGUUUUUCAUCUGCGAGCUGCACUGUCCUCUGGUCCUAAACGAAUGCAGUGGAAACUGAUUCUACAAAGGCCCAAAGAGGACGGAGGUCUAGUAUUUAUGCAAUCCAGGAACAUCCGUGCCCUUUGUGCUGUUCUGUCCACAGUUAUUUGGGGAAAUGGGAUUCUGGGCUGUAACCACAAUACUGCAGUAGAAGCUCCCGCUGUGCCCCGGGGCUGCUGGGAGAUCCAGUCGGCAGAUAUGAUUGGUACCUUUGCACAGGCUAAUAAACAACUCCACAAGCUGCAAAGAUUUCUUUGUUACCCUCGCCUCCACACUGAAGAAAUAAGCAAAACAUAACGGCUAUUUCCUGAUUGUUUUCUACACUGUACUAUCUGAGCAUGAAGGAGCGUGACACGUAUUAAAGUAUAUGGCCUAAACUGAGGGCGAAUCAGCACGCGUGAUAGCCCACCUGUGUUCUCAACAGACGAGCUCUGAUGUGACUUACGGUCUGCAGUCCUCAUCAUAGUCAGCCUGUCCACGUUCCCUCAAAGCAAAGAGCUCACGUCACUGCUGAAACACACCAGGCUACAGGUCUGUUAGCGAUGCUGAGGGUUGAUUUUAUUAUUUUUUUUUGCAGGCAUUCAGACAGUGUAUCCAACUACAACAGGGCUGUAAACUCCAGGCCUCGAGGGCCGGUGUCCUGCAGGUUUUAGGUGUCACCCUGGGUCAGCACACCUUGACCAAAUGAUUAGUUCAUUACCAGGCCUCUGGAG